Messenger RNA from Alexandromys fortis (reed vole), 1503 nucleotides. Its product is annotated as melanoma-associated antigen B2-like. Gene Ontology annotation, cellular component: nucleus. The record is from RefSeq and is a predicted model, not a curated record. Gene Ontology annotation, biological process: negative regulation of transcription by RNA polymerase II. Lineage: Eukaryota; Metazoa; Chordata; Mammalia; Rodentia; Cricetidae. Bases 94 to 1245 code for a protein of 383 amino acids. The transcript is spliced from 2 exons.
CAGGUUUCUUAGGAAGUGGAUUAUAAUCAUAAAAAUCAGAGCACCAUACCUGCCUUACAGCACUCCUGCCUGCUGACUGUGAGACAACUCAUCAUGCCUAGGGGCAACAAGAGCAAGGGCCGCUCCAGGGCCAAAAGGCAGCAGACUCGGGGAGAGAGGCAGAAUCUCCAGGGUGCUCAGUCCGCUGCAGAGGAGGAAGCAACAUCGCCCCCUCUUGGCCAGGGGGAUGACCCCAGCUCCCCUGAAGGCCGCACUCCUCAGGGGUCUCAGGAGGCCAUGCCCCACGGCUCUCCUGAGUUAGAUGUGCCCCGCUCAAUCUAUGAUGUUGGUGCUGAGGGUUCUGAUGUUGGUGCUGAGGGUUCUGUUGCAAGUGCUGAUGAGACAAGUGCUGUCAGUGCUGAAGGUUCUGGUGCUGGUGCUGGUGCUGGUACCGAGGAUUCUGUUGCAGAUGAUGACAGACGUGCUCAUGCCUCCAAGAUAGCAGCUGCCAUUCUGUCUGCACGCAGAGAUCCUCUGACCAGGAAGGCCAAUGUAUUGAUAGAGUUCAUGCUGGAGAAAUUUAAGGUGAAAAAGGCCUUCACACAGGCAGAUAUGCUUAGGAAGAUCAGCAGGAAGUACAAGAUGCACUUCACUGAGAUCCUCAGGAGAAUCUCUGUGCGCCUGGAGUUGGUCUUUGGCCUUGAGUUGAAAGAAGUAGAUCCCAGUUCUCAGUCAUAUAUGCUUGUGAGCAAGCUGGGUCUCUCCACCGAGGGAAGUCUGAGUAACAGUACUGGGUUGCCUAAGACAGGGCUCCUGAUGACCCUCCUGGGUGUGAUCUUCAUGAAGGGGAACCGUGCCACUGAGGAAGAUGUUUCGGAAUUCCUGAAAGUAGUGGGGAUUUACCCUGGGAAGAGUCAUGUAAUUUUUGGGGAGCCCUGGGAGUUCAUCACCAAAGAUUUGGUGAAGGAAAAUUAUGUGAUAUACCGCCAAGUUCUUGGCAGUGAUCCCCCACGCUAUGAGUUCAGGUGGGGUCCCAGAGCCUAUGCUGAAACCACCAAGAUGAAAGUCCUGGAAGUUGUAGCUAAGAUCAAUAACACUUUCCCCAGUUUCUUCCCUAGUAUGUAUGAAGAGGCUAUGCUUGAUGAGGCUAAUAGAGCAGCACGGCGAUUUACAGCUGUGCCUGGCAAUGCUGUUGAUAUCAGUGAUAUCAGGGAAGUUAGGGCUCAUCAUCGCAAGUGCAUGGCUCACAGCUCCUCCCACACUUAGUUGGAUUUGAGAUAUAGUUUGUAUUGUGCUGAAGAGUAGUCAGUCUCCUAUGUAAUGAAAUGUAAUUUGGGCUAUAAGUAAUAAAGUUUGUAUCUUAUCUUUCUGCAAUACAUGAGAAAAUAUAUGUAUUUUUUUCUUUGCGAUUUUGUAAAUGUUCCUUGAAUCGAGGAUUAGCUUGCUUCAUAAUUUGCUUCUUAACAUUGUGCCUGACAUACGUAUGAGUGUUUCUCGUGUUUAAGACCAAGAGUUUGGCUAUUA